Molecule: messenger RNA, 618 nt
Organism: Penaeus chinensis
Lineage: Eukaryota; Metazoa; Arthropoda; Malacostraca; Decapoda; Penaeidae
Product: keratin-associated protein 19-2-like
Exons: 2
Coding region: 1-618 (205 amino acids)
Source: RefSeq, a predicted model, not a curated record
AUGGUGCAUGUGAAGAUGGCCCCUCUUCUGCUCGCGGCCUGUUUGAUGGGAAGCUGGGUCUGCGCUCUGCCCGAACCCGACGGUGGGCAUGGCCAUGGCGGAGGGCAUGGCCAUGGCGGAGGGCAUGGCCAUGGCGGUGGACAUGGGCAUGGUAGUGGACAUGGAAAUGGGGGUGGCUAUGGAUAUGGCCAUAGUCAAGGCGGUGGUUACGGAUAUGGCCACAGCGGUGGAUAUGGCCAUGACAGCGGGUACGGUCACAGCGGAGGUUACGGACAUGGCCAUGACAGCGGAGAUUACGGACAUGGCCAUGACAGCGGAGGUUACGGACAUGGCCAUGACAGCGGGUACGGUCACAGCGGUGGUUACGGACAUGACCAUGACAACGGAGGUUACGGACAUGGCCAUGACAGCGGGUACGGUCAUAGCGGAGGUUACGGACAUGGCCAAGACAGCGGAGGUUACGGACAUGGCCAUGGUGGGGGAUUUGGCAAUGGCUUCGGCUUCGGAGGAGGCUUUGGCAACGGUUUCGGAGGAGGCUUUGGCAGCGACUUCGGCUUCGGUGGAGGAUUUGACAACGGCUUCGGCUUCGGAGGAGGAGGAUUUGGCAACUUUGCCUAA